Iphiclides podalirius (scarce swallowtail) is the source of this 246-nucleotide messenger RNA. The record is from the annotation of a GenBank genome assembly. NCBI's taxonomy places the organism in Eukaryota, Metazoa, Arthropoda, Insecta, Lepidoptera, Papilionidae.
AUGGCGCGAAAAUGGCCGCGUCAGUUCCGCCAACCUCGUAUGCGCGCUUGGGUUGGCAUCCCUGUCGCGGGUCAACGUCCGUCCGCGGCCUGCACGCAACGCCUCUCCCAAGGACGAUCGCCUUUCUACGUGGAACAGGUGAGGACGGGCCGCAUUAACGCGCGAUCAACAUUCACCGGCCGCAUUCCAGCGCUGAAAGCUUUCAUUGAAUCCUGCUCCAAUAAUUGGCGCGUUUCAGCCGCUAAU